This is a messenger RNA of Amphimedon queenslandica, 1223 nucleotides long. RefSeq names its product high mobility group protein B3-like. The record is from RefSeq and is a predicted model, not a curated record. The transcript is spliced from 3 exons. Lineage: Eukaryota; Metazoa; Porifera; Demospongiae; Haplosclerida; Niphatidae. The coding region runs from base 226 to 861 and encodes 211 amino acids.
UGGUCCUUAUCACAGCGUAUUCAUCACAGCAGUCUUUGGCGGGCCACUGUAAAGAAGUGUAGCUCUUAUUUUCAAAACAAGGUUGAAGUAGGCUUUUCAUUUAAGGCCAUUCUUCACGGCAGAGACUAAAAGGCAGCUACAGGCGGCUAGGGCGAGUAGGAAAAAGCUUAAAGGAAUUAUCUACUAUUUCAAGGAAAAGACCAGUUUUCUUCAAUUCUAAAGGAGAUGCCGAGGAAAAGCGACAAGGACCCCAACAAACCAAAAGGGAGAACGAGCGCGUAUGCUUUUUUCGUGCAGGACAUGAAAGAGACCCCAGAGGGAAAGAGCCUCAAGUUCACAGAGUUCUCCAAGUACUGCUCAGAGCAAUGGAAGAAGAUGGAUGAUGAUGACAAGCAGAGGUUUAUCGAUUUAAGUCAAGAAGAUAGGACGCGAUACAAGAAAGAAAUGGCUGUCUAUCAGAAGACAGCACCUGCUGGGGGCCGGGGUGCAGGCGGUCGCAAGAAAAAGGAUGCUUCUUUACCAAAAAGAAAUCUGUCUGCAUUCAUGUUCUUCUCAAAUGCCAAACGGCCCAAGAUCAAGUCCCAGAAUCCUGAAGCCUCCAUUGGCGAGAUUGCCAAGCAACUAGGAGCAGCUUGGAAUGUGAUGACGCCCGAACAGAAGAAACCUUACGAAGAACAAGCAAAGGAAGACAAACUGCGCUACCAGGAAGAGAUGGAGAGGAUUAAAGAAGGCGGGAAGGUCCCAUCAAAAGGAGCUGGUUCUAGGAAGUCGACAAAGAAGAGCAAAGCUGUUGUCGAGCCGGAGGACGACGAAGAUGAAGAGGAGGAGGAAGAGGAUGAAGACGAAGACAGCUCGGAUUAGGUUUAGUAACUUUUAACUCUAGAUAAUAUACAAGUAACAGCAAAAGUACAUUAACGCUACCUCGGAAAGACAUCAAACUCUUCCCGGACUUUUUGUUUCACUACUACUUCUUCGACUCUUCUUCCCUAUAUAGCAGUUUUAGCACAUUUAGAAAUAUAACUCUCUCUCUCUCUCUCUCUCAUUUUCAUACCCCUCCUUAUAUUACCAUGCCAGUAUAUCCUAAACGCAUACAGACAGAUAGAAAAAUACAUACAUACACCUAUCUAUAUAUACUCAGAGUAUCUCUCUUUAACUAUUAUUAUUAUAGUGAUUAUUAUUAUUAUUAUUAUUUUAAGCAGCUGCAUUCUUUACCUCCAAUCACA